Molecule: messenger RNA, 237 nt
Organism: Entrophospora candida
Lineage: Eukaryota; Fungi; Glomeromycota; Glomeromycetes; Entrophosporales; Entrophosporaceae
Source: the annotation of a GenBank genome assembly
AUGGGAGGAUGCGUCAGUAGUCAGUCUUCUGCUAGUGAAAAAAGAAAAACUAAUAAAAAUGGUCAUAGGCUUGGUGAUGUUGAUUCAAAUAAUAAAAAUAAGGGUAUACAAAAUGAUAAUGGGAAACUCCUUAAAAAACUUGAAGAAAGUCAACGACAAAAAAAUCCAAAUUAUCAAGAAUCAAGUACUAAUAAUUUACAUGUUAGUAAUCAUCCUUUAGGUUUAUUUGCAUUUUAA